AUGAAACCAGGGAACAACAACACAGACUGCAGCUGUGCUUUUAAUGACCUUUCGCUCUUUUUGGAGGUAWAAAGGCUUAAGUUGGUACCAUCUUUGAGUCUGAGGCAGAAUCAGCCUCUGGAGCGUUCCAGUGAAGAUGUGGAUAUAAUAUUCACCCGACUGAAGGAAGUGAAAGCCUUUGAGAAAUUUCAUCCAAACCUUCUCCAACAGAUAUGUCUCUGUGGAUAUUAUGAAAAUCUGGAAAAGGGAAUCACAUUAUUUCGUCAGGGUGAUAUUGGGACGAACUGGUAUGCUGUUCUCACAGGAUCACUGGAUGUUAAAGUUUCUGAUACAAGCAACCAUCAGGAUGCUGUGACAAUAUGCACUUUGGGAAUAGGAACUGCUUUUGGAGAGUCCAUUCUGGAUAACACUCCUCGCCAUGCUACCAUCGUUACUAGAGAAUAUAGUGAGCUCCUUCGAAUUGAGCAGAAGGACUUUAAAGCCCUUUGGGAGGGGUAAAAUUUAGCAGUGACAUGCGGUGGUAGAGGGAAGAUGAGCGGAG
Molecule: messenger RNA, 541 nt
Organism: Nothoprocta perdicaria
Lineage: Eukaryota; Metazoa; Chordata; Aves; Tinamiformes; Tinamidae
Product: rap guanine nucleotide exchange factor 4-like
Exons: 6
Coding region: 1-498 (165 amino acids)
Biological process (GO): spermatogenesis
Molecular function (GO): cAMP binding
Source: RefSeq, a predicted model, not a curated record